AGUUCAAUCUUAAGACGACGCUGUCCGUGACCGAUCAUUCUACACGGUCUGCCACGACGUGCCACAUUAACCGUAGCUUGGCGUCCGUGAACUCGUUCGUUAUCUCGAAAAUCUAUCGAUGUCGGGUUUUGUGGUGAAUCGUAGUUUUUGUAAUAAUCUUGAAAUCCAGACCGGGUACCUAUAUCAGCUAAGAACAGUUCGCUAGCUGUUUUCAAAAUGUAAGUAUGUAUACAUAAAUGUGAAGAUACAAGGUUACAAAUUCAAAUCAUGGUAUUAUAUCUACGCAUUUUCAUAUGCAUAAGUUUUUUUGUCUUUAAUACGUUUACCUUUUGUAAAAGUAUUAUUAAAACUGAAACUAGUUUCCUGACAACCGUCCAAUUGCCUGCAAAUGUCAAUACUGUCAAUACCAAAGUUCCAUCUGUAGUGUGGCCACAAAUCCAAGUUUCAAACCCAACACGCGAUUGGAACUUCAAAUCAGAACUUAAUAAUAGUUUAACAUUCCAUGAUUCAACGGCAGUAAAAAAUGUUUCAAAACGAUUGGCGAUCAUUUCGAACAGAAACUUAACCACGACAAAUCGAAACAACUCUAACCUUAUCAAGACAAACCAUACGACCACCAUAAAACCAAAAUCGCCAAAAUCUGGUAAUGCUACAACCAAGCCGUCACUCAAUAUCACGAAACCUACGAAAUUCGGACAGAAAAACAAUUUGAAAUACAGUAACGUUACGAUUUGGCCAAAGCCCGACAAACGGCUGAGCAACACUGUGCAAAAAACGGCCAAUGUCAACACCUCGAAUCACACAGACGAAAUCGAAGUCAUGUCGGACUUCAAAACUAAAUAUCCAAUCAACAAAUGGAAAGAACACGGGUUCUACACGGACGAUUACAUGAAUUUAAUCAAUAUUCAUUGGUUCAAAUUCGAGCCACCCAACGCUACGUCACACUACAUUCUCGGUUUACUGUACACCGUUAUCAUGGUACUCGGUUGUUUCGGAAACUCACUAGUGAUUUUCAUGUACAUCAAAUGUAAGUCGUUGCAAACGCCGGCCAACGUGUUAAUAAUGAAUUUGGCGGUCAGCGAUUUCAUUAUGCUAGCAAAAACACCGGUAUUCAUCUACAACAGCUAUUACCAGGGUCCUACGCUAGGAAAAUUAGGCUGUCAGAUCUAUGGAUUUUUUGGUGGUUUGACGGGAACUGUGUCCAUCAUGACGUUAGCCGCUAUAUCGUUAGACCGGUAUUAUGUCAUAGUGCACCCUCUUAACGCGGCCGUUAAAACUACCAAACAGCGGGCAAGGGUGUGGAUAGGCCUGAUAUGGAUGUACGGGUUUUUGUUUUCAAUCAUACCGGUAAUGGAUCUGGGGUACAAUCGAUACGUACCUGAAGGAUACCUAACUAGUUGCAGUUUUGACUAUCUGACGGACGACAACCAAGAAAAAGGAUUCAUCCUGGUGUUCUUUACGGCGGCGUGGUGCAUACCGUUCACCACGAUAUCGUACUGUUACGUUAAAAUACUGAGGGCGGUUUGGGUGACUAGUGAAAUGACUGCUAGCCGGUAUGGUCAAGAGGAGGAAAAGAGAAAGACGGAGAUAAGACUGGGAUACGUGGUAGUGGGGGUUAUCUUGCUGUGGUUCGUAUCGUGGACACCGUACGCUAUGGUAGCCCUAUUGGGCGUAUUCGAUCAGAAAGAAUACAUCACUCCGCUAAGUUCGAUGAUCCCGGCGUUGUUCUGCAAAGCGGCCAGCUGCAUGGACCCUUGGAUAUACGCCAUCACACACCCGAGGUUCAAAAACGAAUUGACAAAACUAAUGUCGAAGAAGAAGACCAGGAAAUUGGAGCGGGAUUACGGCAUGAAGAAGAGCUGGGGUCAGUCACAUUCCAACAAGAGUGGCGCGGGUCUCAGGAACUUUUCGAGCUCGGAAGACGAGUGCGUUGAAGAAGUGAUCGUCGUAAUCGAUCCGGACGACAAGAAGAUGAUACGACAAGGAUCCACUUCCAGUCACAAGACCGAAGAGACCAAAGCGCUGGAAACGAAAUUCCCGCCCACCAGGCAGGAGAGUCUGAAGUACAUGCCGCCCAGUUGGUACAAGCUGCCGCGGACUACGUCUAAAAGCAGCAUUAUGCUAGACGCCAAACUUACGGGAGACAAUAACAAUAAGUAAUAACGUUCUUGUCAAGCUUGCCAACGAGCACACGUUGAAUUUGAAGAUUUUAAAUGAUAAAUGCUGUGAUUAAAAUGCUAGUCUAUAUAUUAUUAUUAUUAUAUUAUGUAUAAACAUAUUAUAUAAUCUGAUCUCACACUUGUGUUUAAGAAAAAUUUACAAACAUGUAAUUUGAAAACGCAUACAUUUUUUGUUAUAAUCGUAAAUAUUUUAGGUGCUUAUUUGUACGCAUUUCUGGUAUGAAAUUAUAAAAUAUUGACGUGCACUCUAUCACCGCAUGACGGUUUAUUAUUCGGUAUAAUAUUAUAAACCAUGAUUUUUAUCUUACAUUAAUAAGAGUUUAUUAAACACGCGAUCAAGCGCACUCGAUAUAAAAUUUUGUAAGUUCGAAUAUUAUUUGUUUGCAUGCGUUUUAUAUUUGAAAAAUAAUAAUACAUAUGAUAUUUAAGCUUAUUAUUAUGACAAAGCUACCGUAAAAUCAUAAUUUUAUAACUAUUACCUAUUGGCUAUUGCUAUUAUUAAGUUUGCACGCAUCGUUUUUAUUAUACUAUCAUCCAUAAUGUAAUUUUUUAGAUAAAUGCCGAACAGUUUUAUUACGAUAACAUAAAUCUUCCUUUACACAAUUGUACUAUAAAGACAAAAGCAGACAAUCACUAAUAACCGCACUCACAUAAUGAGUACACGCUUUAAUGAUACUAUAUACGAUAUACUUAUUUGACUUUUGAAACCCAUAUAUUAUGCUUUAGGCCUAUGUGUGUUUUAAAAUAAUUUUUAGGUCAAAUAAUUAUUCCAGGAUUAAAAACCAACAUAAUCCAAACUACUUGAGGAUUUAAAAAAAUAUAUAUUCUUUUUAAUGGAAAGACAUCAAUAUAUAGGUAAACCUUUAUUUUACCAGAUAAAAAUACCUUACACCAUUAGAUUAAUAAAAUGAUAAGUAUAAUUUAUUAUAGUUAGUUUAAUGACGGUUAACCAAGGCGUCAUUCUUUUGUGAAACAUGUGAUACAAAUAAAUGCAUAUCCGGGUCGUGACUCACCUUAAUUAUACGUUUAUCAUUUUUUUUAUACCAACAAUCCUUUUUUAAUUCAAAUUCGUUUCAAAAUAAAGAAACAAUUUUUAUUAAUUUUUUUUUUUUAAUUCCUGCGUUCACACCUGAUAUUGAUAUCUAUGAACAAUGUUGAACUUUAUGUAGAUGAAUUAAUCUUUAAUUGUUUGUUACUAGUAUUUUUACUUCCGGUAAACACGAUAAAAGUACACCUAAAUGGUGCACUAUCGUUUUAAAAUUUAAAUGUGUUUAAUUAUAAAAUAAUGAUAAUAAUGGGGUGGUUAAGUGAAUUACGAACUAAUAAGAUACAAUACCUACAUUGAGAUUAUAAAUGUACUUAUUUUAGGUAUACUUUCUGUUGCGCAUCGAAUUAAUGCAGAUGCAUUACUCUCGUAAUAUUAGGUAAAUUGUAGACAGGGUCAUUAAAUUAUUUUUUAAGCAUAUCUUAAUUCGUUUUCUAGUGAACAAUUAUUUUUUUAUUCUAUAUUUAUAAAUGUUUAAAUGUAUAACAUAAAUUCACGUCAAUAUAAUAGUACAAUAGUACAAUACAAAGUUUUCUCAUUCCUGAAAAAUCUAAAAAACGUUAUAUGCCCCGUUGAUAAAUUAUGCGACCUGAAGGUCGCAUAUUACUUGAUACUAUAUUUGUACUCCAGUAAAUUCCAUUAGUGGGUGUACAGAUAUUUUCGUGCAUUUUUUGAAUAACACUGAAUAUGCCAGAUAAAUUCAAACAUGAAACAGACAUAAUACAUUUCUAUCUAUGUAUAAACUAUAUAUGUUUAAUUACGAGUAUAUAUAAUAUGACUUAUAGGGAUAUAUUUUAUUAUGAUAAGUACUUAUGCAACAGUCUAAUAGAAUCCAACUAUUUGUUAUUUAUAUAUAUAUAUAUAUAUAUACAUUUAAC
Molecule: messenger RNA, 4103 nt
Organism: Rhopalosiphum maidis (corn leaf aphid)
Lineage: Eukaryota; Metazoa; Arthropoda; Insecta; Hemiptera; Aphididae
Product: opsin, ultraviolet-sensitive-like
Exons: 4
Coding region: 268-2160 (630 amino acids)
Biological process (GO): G protein-coupled receptor signaling pathway; visual perception
Cellular component (GO): membrane
Molecular function (GO): G protein-coupled receptor activity
Source: RefSeq, a predicted model, not a curated record